AUGAAGAUAUCACUAAGUGAAGCGCAGCAGCUUGCUCACGACGUCCUAGUCAGAACGGGAUUUAGCCCAGACAACGCGAGCACUAUCGCGACGCAUCUCAUUGACAGUCAGCUUCGGGGGUAUCACUCCGCCGGGUUGGCACGACUGCUUGCCAUUCGAGACCGCCUCGGUGGAAAGGCCCCUGUCGAUAACAUUGAGAUCACCAACGAAACCCCAGUCUUGGCCCAUCUCGAUGGCCAUGACACGUUUGGGUAUUUGGUGGGAGAAAAGGCUACGGAAAUGGCGAUUGAAAAAGCCAAACUGCUCGGAAUUGCCAUUAUUGGAGCCAGCAAUACCUGGACCACGGGCAUGUUAGCUUACUACGCUGAGAAGGCAGCCAAGGAGAACCUGGUCACUAUCAUCUCGUCCAAUUCAACACCAUGGGUCGCUGUACAAGGAGGAUACAAGGCCAUCAACGGAACCAACCCUCUUUGCAUCGGAUUCCCUUCAAGUGAUGUCCCAAUCAUCCUUGAUAUCGCAACCUCCCAGAUCCUGCACGCCGACAUUGUUCUUGCCCAACGCCUAGGCACUGAACUGCCCCCAAACUCGGCGUUUAACGCGCAAGGCGAGCCAACAACUAACCCCUGGGAAGUAUUCGAGGGCGCAAUAGCUCCAUGGGGAGGCUACAAGGGAUCUGGCCUCGCUUCUAUAGUCCAGCUAUUUGGCAUUCUGGCCGGCUCACCUGCUUUCCCACCAAUGUUAAAGCAGUUUGGUUUCACUAUUAUUGCAGUGGACCCAAGCAAGUUUAGACCCUUGGAAGACUAUAAGAUUCAAGUGGACGCUUAUCGCCAAGGCAUCAAAGAAACUCCAGCAGCUGCUGGGCAGCCGUCGCCUAGAUUGCCAUUUGAAAAAUCCGCUAGAUUGAGAAAUGAGGCAGUAGAAGUAGGGGAGGUUGAGGUUGAUGAGAGAAUAUAUCAUGCUCUUUUAGGUAUUCUUGUAAAAUAG
Molecule: messenger RNA, 984 nt
Organism: Clonostachys solani
Lineage: Eukaryota; Fungi; Ascomycota; Sordariomycetes; Hypocreales; Bionectriaceae
Source: the annotation of a GenBank genome assembly